Molecule: messenger RNA, 2716 nt
Organism: Meriones unguiculatus (Mongolian gerbil)
Lineage: Eukaryota; Metazoa; Chordata; Mammalia; Rodentia; Muridae
Gene: Immt
Product: inner membrane mitochondrial protein
Exons: 15
Coding region: 150-2390 (746 amino acids)
Biological process (GO): cristae formation
Cellular component (GO): MICOS complex
Source: RefSeq, a predicted model, not a curated record
CGGCGCGUGCGCGGUGCUGUCGGUCGCCCUUCCGGUGCGCCGGAGGACAGGCGGGACGGACGUGGGCACGCAAUCCAGCACGCACACCCUCCGCUCGCGCCGCCGCGGUCGUUCCCGCGUACACCAGCAGCGCCGUCGCUUCGGCAGAGAUGCUACGGGCUUGUCAGUUAUCCGGCGUGACCGUCGCGGCCCAGAGCUGUCUGUGUGGGAAGUUUGUGCUCCGUCCACUACGACCAUGCCGUAGAUACGCCACUUCAAGCAGUUCUGGGUUGACUUCUGGUAAAAUUGCUGGAGCUGGCCUUUUGUUCGUUGGUGGAGGAAUUGGUGGCACUAUCCUGUAUGCCAAAUGGGAUUCCCAUUUUCGGGAGAGUGUAGAAAAAACCAUCCCUUACUCAGACAAGCUCUUCGACAUGGUUCUUGGCUCUGCACCUUACGCUGCUCCAUUGCCAAAGAACUCUAUUGAGUCUGGUCCACUAAAAAUCUCCAGCAUAUCAGAGGUGAUGAAAGACUCCAAACUACCCAUGGCACAGACCCAGAAAGAGAAUGGAGACGCUCCGCCUUCAGCAGCAGGUGAUACACUUUUGGUCCCAGACCCUGCGGUUCAGCAUGAAGACGCUAUAAAAACCGAUUCUCCCAACAUUGGUGAAGAAAAACUCACAUCUGUAACCUCAGAGGAAGCAUCCUCAUCUUCUGUAAGGGAGCGGCCACCUGAAGAAGUUGCGGCUCGCCUAGCACAACAGGAAAAGCAAGAACAAGUUGAGAAGGAGUCUCUAGUCAGGAGUUUAGAAGAUGCUCUGAGCCAUACUGCACAUGUCACCCUUCAGGCUAUUACGGCCCAGAAUGCUGCAGUACAAGCUGUCAACGCACACUCCAACAUCCUGAAAACAGCCAUGGACAACUCUGAGAUUGCAGGUGAGAAGAAGUCGGCCCAGUGGCGAACAGUGGAGGGUGCGUUGAGGGAGCGAAGAAAAGCAGUUGAUGAAGCUGCUGAUGCCCUUCUCAAAGCCAAAGAAGAGUUAGAGAAGAUGAAAAGCGUAAUUGAAGAUGCAAAGAAAAGAGAGGUUGCUGGGACCAAACAUCAGAUAACUUCUGCAGAGGGGAAACUUCACAACAUGAUAGUUGAUCUGGAUAAUGUGGUCAAAAAGGUUCAGGCUGCUCAGUCAGAGGCGAAGGUGGUGUCUCAGUAUCAUGAACUUGUGGUCCAAGCAAGGGAUGACUUCAGAAAAGAACUGGACAGUAUCACUCCAGACAUCACUCCUGGAUGGAAAGGGAUGAGUAUUUCUGACCUAGCUGACAAGCUCUCUGCUGAUGACCUGAAUGCGCUGCUUGCUCAUGCCCAUCGUCGUAUUGAUCAGCUCAACAGAGAGCUAGCACAACAGAAAGCCACAGAGAAGCAGCACAUCGAGCUAGCCCUGGAAAGGCAAAAGCUAGAAGAAAAGCGGGCCUUUGACUCUGCGGUGGCAAAGGCAUUGGAGCAUCACAGAACUGAGAUACAGGCUGAGCAGGACAGAAAGGUAGAGGAAGUCAGAGAUGCCAUGGAGAAUGAAAUGCGGACCCAGCUUCGACGGCAGGCAGCUGCCCACACUGACCAUUUACGAGAUGUCCUCAAGGUGCAAGAACAGGAACUAAAGUAUGAAUUUGAACAGGGCCUGUCUGAGAGACUGUCUGAGCAAGAAUUAGAGUUUCAUCGUCGCAGUCAAGAGCAAGUUGACAACUUCACUCUGGACAUAAAUACCGCCUAUGCCCGGUUAAGAGGAAUCGAGCAGGCUGUUCAGAGUCAUGCAGUUGCUGAAGAAGAAGCCAGAAAAGCCUACCAGCUCUGGCUUUCAGUGGAGGCAUUAAAGUACAGCAUGAAGACGUCAUCAGGAGAUAUGCCUACCAUCCCAUUGAGGAAUGCAGUUGAGGCCAUCAGAGUCAGCUGUGCUGACAAUGAGUUUACCCAGGCUUUAACUGCAGCCAUUCCUCCAGAGUCCCUGACCCGGGGGAUAUACAGUGAAGAGACCCUAAGAGCCCGUUUCCAUGGUGUUCAAAAACUAGCCCAAAGGGUAGCGAUGAUUGACGAAACCAGAAAUAGCCUGUACCAAUACUUCCUUUCCUACUUGCAGUCCCUACUUCUAAUCCUGCCUAAGCAACUGAAGCCUCCGGCAGAGCUCUACCCUGAGGAUAUAAACACAUUUAAAUUGCUCUCAUAUGCCUCCUAUUGUAUUGAGCACGGUGACCUGGAGCUGGCAGCCAAGUUUGUCAAUCAGCUAAAAGGGGAGUCCAGAAGAGUGGCACAGGACUGGCUGAAGGAGGCCCGAAUGACCCUAGAAACUAAGCAGAUAGUGGAGAUCCUGACUGCAUACGCCAGCGCCGUAGGAAUAGGAACCACUCAAGUGCAGCAAGAGUAAGGCCUAGGAAGAGUUGUGUAAUGUCAUUUCAUAUCAAAGAAAAUCAGCAUUGCUAUUUACAGGGUUUGCAACAAGGGUCCCAGAAUUGUCUAGACGUGAGCAGGUUCCAAGUCCUGUGUGAGAUGUUAACACCUGUUGCAUUUACCGUCCUUAUACUGCUAUCAUGCCAAUGAACUCCAGGAGGCUUUAUUUGCAACUUGUGUAACACUUCCUGUUUCUCAGGUUUUACUGAUCAGGCUUGUGAGCCACUCAAAAUAAUGUCUGUGAUCCCUAUUAUUGAUUCUGCCCUUGGAGCAAACUGAAUAAAGCAACACGAUGAAAACUGA